AUGCGGGCAGGUGGCCAACGAUGGUGGCCCAUGGGUUGCGCCUGCCUCGAAGAUGGAACUGCCGAUGAUGUCGGCGCGACCAAAGGGGCAACAACCAUCGUCGCUCCCUUCCGUCUUAUUCGCCACGCAUCUUCCACGGCAUCUGCCACGGCAUCAUUGCCCGGGUGGCACUUGCCACGAGAAAGAGGUUCUGGCGUGAACGCGUACAUGGUGCAAGUACAUGUCCGUCUGUCCAAGGUGCAGGCACGAUGCACGACAGGCCGUGCGGCGCAGGAACGACCCUCAAACGACGGCCGGGGCGCACAGGCUGGGCAAGGGCAGAGCAGGGCAGGCACGACCAACCAUGGCGGUCGCAGCUUCCUCACGGCUUAUCGUCGUGCCACUCGAUAUGGUUGCGCCUCAGCCAUGGACGGACCAAUGGGGAAGGUCGUAUGGCAGCGUCGCAUCGCGGCUGAAGCCACGAGGGCAUCGAGGCGCACGGCGUGCCUGAGGCUCCCGGGAGGACCAAAGUACAGGCUGGCCGACGGCGAGACGAUUGCACCGGCCAGGCGUAAGCAUGGCGACGAGUUGCCGUUACGAGACGCCCGGUUCGUCGCCGACGAGGUGCGAUGGAUGACGAAUGCCCUGCCUCGUCGUAUAUAUGUACCGUCGGCCAAGAAAACGGCUUACUCACCGUUCGCAACUGCUGGUGGUAUCGCGUGCCGCUGGUGUUUUGUGAUGAAUGCCAAGGUGAGCAGUCUCGUCGGCCGGCCAGGCAUCCCCUACCAGCAGGCCGGCCAUGUCCUCGGCACGACGAACGGAGCGCUGAGUGGCACAGAGCCUACCUGGAGACCAAGCAUCCAACCUGCCCUCGCCUCCCGAAAGCGCCGCGGCGGUACGCAUGCCCGGGCGUGCCACUCUGUCCUCUCGGUCGGGUCCAUGUCUCGGCAGGCCGACCCGGAGCCCAUCUCGCUCCAGCGGCAGCGGCCCGGCGGCGCCUGCGAGGAAUGCCGGAGACGCAAGCUGCGGUGUGAUCGGCAGCAGCCCCAGUGCGGCAUGUGCUCGGCGGCGGGGGCGACGUGCCAGAUCACGACGAAUCGAGCGCCGAGGGGUCCCAAGCGAGGCUAUCUCAAGGCCAUGCAGGCGCGCAUCGGCAAGUUCCCAAGCCCCCGCGCGCAGCCGCAGGCCCUCGACCCGCUAACCGGCCGGCUCGACGGCCACGCAGCCGCUCUCGAGGGCGCUCUCGAGGGCGCCAUGCUGCAGCAGCAGGCGGGCGGCGACAAGGUCGUGUCUCCCUACGACGAGAGCUGGUCCGACGGCCUCUUCCCCGUCCACGACGGCAUGUCGUGGGACUUUCCCGUCGCCGACGCCGAGACGCUGCUCCACGACCUCGGCCGCAUGACGAGCAUCGCCUGUCCGCCGUUCGAGUCGUCGACGGAGAGCCAGCUCGACGGAGCCGAGACGGCCCACUCGGCCUCGCCGCUUCCGGCCUUUGACGGCCACGGCGACGAGCCUCUGUCGUCGGCGGGGUCGAGCUCGAGCCCCGGCACGGCCGAAGGCCCCGGCUUGAACGGGCCGGGCACCCCCUGCAUAUCCAGCUUGAUGCAAGCAGAGUUGGAUCAACUGUACUUUGACCGCAUGCACGCCUUCACGCCCAUCGUCCACGAGGGACGGUACUCGGCCUGGGCGCGGCAGCCUCGAAAGGCAAAGGCGCGGCUGUGCCUGCAGUACACGCUGUGGACCUCGGCGUCGUCGGCGUCGGCCCACUAUCAGAACGUCGGCGGCUCCCUCUAUCGCGAGGCGCGUCGCCUCAUGGAGGAGCUCGAGGAGGAGGCCAAGGGGAGGCCCGCGGCGCCGACGGAGCUCGAGCACAUCCAGGCCUGGCUCCUGCUCGCCAUCCACGAGUUCAUCUUUGUCGAUUUUCGCCGCGGCUGGUUGAGCGCCGGCCGCGCGUUCCGCCUCAUCCAGCUCGACUGGUUCCGAGACGUCGACGGCCUCGACGCCGUCGUCGCGCCGGCACAGUGGAUCGAGGCGGAGCAGAGGCGCCGGACCUACUGGAUGGCCUACUGCCUCGACAGGCUCGUGAGCCUCCGAAGCGGCUCUCCCUUGACCUUUGACGAGCAGACCGUCGUGCGACUCCCGGCACCCGAGACGGCCUUUCAAAACGACGAGCCCGUCCUCGUGGGUUACCUCGGCGAGGCCGUCGCCUCCCACGACGCGAGCGCGACGUCUCCGUUCACCGAGUGCAUCGUCAUGGCCACGCUGACGGGUCGCGCCUUGUCGUACCAGCACCUCGCGACCAAGCACCCCAAGGUGUCGGAAGACUUUUGGUACCGCCACCGAGGCUUCGAUGCCGUCCUGACGCAGCGCAUGGAGGCCUUCACCCUCAAGUACGGCCUCGCCCUGCAGGAGGCGGACCCGAUGCUCAUGUUUGUCGGCAUGAUGUGGCGGACCACGAUUCUCUUCUUUUCCCAGACCAUGGAGCGCGCCAUGGCACCGGCAUCGGAAAACGGCUUCGUCGCGUCGGAUCACGCAGCGAGGUCCUCGUCGGCCGCCGAGGAUGUCGUCGGCUUGACGGCCAAGCUCGCGCAGCUGAACUGGUUCAAGGUGCAUCCACUCACGCCGAUCCCGCUGUCCUUGUGCGCAGAGCUGCUGGCUGCGCAAAACGGGCUGGACAAAUCUACGGACAAGAAGCUGGCCAUUGUUACAGACUUGAUGCGCAGCUUGGUGAAUUUUAACAACAUGGGAAAGGGGCUGUACAGCUAUCCCUGGUAG
Molecule: messenger RNA, 2754 nt
Organism: Drechmeria coniospora
Lineage: Eukaryota; Fungi; Ascomycota; Sordariomycetes; Hypocreales; Ophiocordycipitaceae
Exons: 6
Coding region: 1-2754 (917 amino acids)
Biological process (GO): regulation of DNA-templated transcription; DNA-templated transcription
Cellular component (GO): nucleus
Molecular function (GO): DNA-binding transcription factor activity, RNA polymerase II-specific; DNA binding; zinc ion binding
Source: RefSeq, a predicted model, not a curated record